AUGCUGCCGCCGGUGCCCUCCCGCCUCGGGCUGCUGCUGCUGCUGCUCCUGUGUCCGGCGCACGUCGGUGGACUGUGGUGGGCCGUGGGCAGCCCGUUGGUCAUGGAUCCUACCAGUAUCUGCAGGAAGGCCCGGCGGCUGGCCGGGCGGCAGGCUGAGCUGUGCCAGGCUGAACCAGAAGUGGUGGCCGAGUUAGCCCGGGGCGCCCGGCUCGGGGUGCGCGAGUGCCAGUUCCAGUUCCGCUUCCGCCGCUGGAACUGCUCCAGCCACAGCAAGGCCUUUGGUCGCAUCUUGCAGCAGGACAUUAGGGAGACGGCCUUCGUGUUUGCCAUCACCGCGGCCGGUGCCAGCCACGCGGUCACACAGGCCUGCUCCAUGGGCGAGCUGCUGCAAUGUGGUUGCCAGGCUCCCCGCGGGCGGGCGCCGCCCCGGCCCUCGAGCCUGCUGGGUACCCCCGGCCCCCCCGGCCCAGCAGGCUCCCCGGACGCCAGCGCCGCCUGGGAGUGGGGAGGCUGCGGCGACGACGUGGACUUCGGGGAUGAGAAGUCACGGCUCUUUAUGGACGCGCGGCAAAAGCGAGGACGCGGAGACAUCCGGGCGUUGGUGCAACUGCACAACAACGAGGCGGGUCGGCUGGCCGUGCGAAGCCACACGCGCACCGAGUGUAAGUGCCAUGGGCUGUCGGGCUCGUGCGCGCUGCGCACCUGCUGGCAGAAGCUGCCCCCGUUCCGCGAGGUGGGCGCGCGGCUGCUGGAGCGCUUCCACGGUGCCUCGCGCGUCAUGGGCACCAACGAUGGCAAAGCCUUGCUGCCCGCUGUCCGCACGCUCAAGCCGCCGGGCCGCGCGGAUCUCCUCUACGCCGCCGACUCGCCCGACUUCUGCGCGCCCAAUCGGCGCACUGGCUCGCCCGGCACUCGGGGCCGCGCCUGCAACAGCAGCGCCCCGGACCUCAGCGGCUGCGACCUGCUGUGCUGCGGCCGUGGCCACCGCCAGGAGAGCGUGCAGCUGGAGGAGAACUGCCUGUGCCGCUUCCACUGGUGCUGCGUGGUGCAGUGCCACCGCUGCCGCGUGCGCAAGGAGCUCAGCCUGUGCCUCUGACCCUGCGCCACCUAUCUGUCUCUCCAAACGGAGACCUGC
Molecule: messenger RNA, 1137 nt
Organism: Dipodomys spectabilis (banner-tailed kangaroo rat)
Lineage: Eukaryota; Metazoa; Chordata; Mammalia; Rodentia; Heteromyidae
Gene: Wnt6
Product: Wnt family member 6
Exons: 4
Coding region: 1-1098 (365 amino acids)
Biological process (GO): cell fate commitment; canonical Wnt signaling pathway; multicellular organism development
Cellular component (GO): extracellular region
Molecular function (GO): frizzled binding; cytokine activity
Source: RefSeq, a predicted model, not a curated record